This is a messenger RNA of Nannizzia gypsea CBS 118893, 735 nucleotides long. Its product is annotated as eukaryotic translation initiation factor 6. Gene Ontology annotation, molecular function: ribosomal large subunit binding. The record is from RefSeq and is a predicted model, not a curated record. Gene Ontology annotation, cellular component: nucleolus; preribosome, large subunit precursor; cytosol. The coding region runs from base 1 to 735 and encodes 244 amino acids. Lineage: Eukaryota; Fungi; Ascomycota; Eurotiomycetes; Onygenales; Arthrodermataceae. The transcript has 4 exons. Gene Ontology annotation, biological process: cytosolic ribosome assembly; maturation of 5.8S rRNA; ribosomal subunit export from nucleus.
AUGGCUGUUCGAGCGCAAUUUGAGAACUCAAACGACGUGGGCGUGUUUGCGACGUUGACGAAUUCCUAUGCCAUAGUCGCUUCCGGAGGAUCAGAGAACUUUUACAGCAUUUUCGAAUCUGAGCUUCAGGAUGUCAUACCCAUUUGCCGUGCCUCGAUAGCUGGAACAAGGAUCGUUGGUCGUUUGACAGCCGGAAACCGAAAGGGCCUUCUGGUGCCUACCACAACCACAGACCAGGAGCUCCAGCACCUACGCAACACGAUUCCAGAUAGCGUAAAGGUUCAGAGAACAGAAGAGAGGCUUUCCGCCUUAGGGAAUGUGAUAUGUUGCAACGACCAUGUUGCUCUCGUACACCCCGAUUUAGAGCGUGAGACGGAAGAAAUAAUAGCAGAUGUCCUCGGUGUAGAGGUAUUCCGUCAGACUAUCGCAGAUAACGUCCUAACAGGCUCUUACAUGGCUUUGUCAAACCGGGGUGGCAUCGUCCAUCCUAAAACAUCGAUACAAGACCAAGAUGAACUAUCCUCUCUUCUACAAGUGCCUCUUGUUGCCGGCAGUAUUAACCGCGGUUCUACCGUCGUCGGUGCUGGAAUGGUCGUUAACGACUGGCUAGCUAUUACUGGACUGGAUACUACCGCCACUGAGCUCAGUGUCGUGGAAAGCGUGUUCAAACUCGGUGAAGGUGCAGGUGGUGAGGGAACAGCUACCAAGGAAAGCAUCGUGGAGAGUUUCUACUGA